UAGACGGCGAACAAAAGCCGAGCCCUGCGGCCCAGGUGGCUCCUCAGUAGGAGCUCGCCCGGUCCCGCCCGGCAGGCCUCGCACCUGCGCACCCUCCUGCCCCGCGGCCUUCUUCGCCGCGAAGCCGACGAACGCGGAGGCCGGGGCACGGCGGGCCCGGCCCAGCCCUUCCGACAGGCGGGCGCCGGGAUCGGGGACCCGCAGUCGCCUCCAUCUUGACCGGCGGAGCGGGAGUGGCGUCCGGGCCGGACCCCGUCGCGUCGGCUGGGCCCAGGACCAGGAGUUGAAUUCAUCCUUACCUGGUGCAUCUUUGGCUGAGCGUGAGGAGGACAACACCCCGAUUGGUCUUUGGCAUGGACACAGGUUCAGCAGGAGGAUUGGAAGUGACUGAUCAGACUCCUGUUCUGUUGGGGAGGACGGCCAUGGCAGCUAGUCUCACGGAUGUAGGAAAUUCGUUUAGUGGGCCACCUAAUCCUUUAGUGAAUAGAUCUAAUAAAUUUCAGAGCUCAUCAGUGGAAGACGAUGAUGAUGUUGUGUUUAUUGAACCAGUACAACCACCUCCUCCUUGUGCACCAGUGGUGGCUGAUCAAAGAACCAUAACAUUUACAUCAUCAAAAAAUGAAGAGCUGCCAGGAAAUGAUUCCAAAAUUCUUCCUUCCUCAAAAGAAUUGGCUUCUCAGAAGGGGAGUGUAAGUGAGACGAUUGUCAUUGAUGAUGAGGAGGAUAUGGAAACAAAUCAAGGGCAAGAGAAAAAUUCCUCCAAUUUUAUUGAACGGAGACCAUCUGAGUCUAAAAACAGAACCAAUGAUGUGGAUUUCUCCCCUUCCAGUUUUUCAAGAAGUAAGGUAAAUGCAGGAAUGGGUAAUAGUGGUAUCACCACAGAACCAGACUCUGAGAUUCAGAUCGCUAACGUUACGACCUUAGAAACAGGCGUCGGCUCUGUGAGUGAUGGCCAGUUAGAACACACUGACGGGAGAGACAUGAACCUGAUGAUCACACACGUAACAUCCCUGCAGAAUGCCAGCUUGGGAGAUGUCUCUAAUGGACUGCAGUCAAGUAAUUUUGGUGUUAAUAUGCAAACAUACACCCCGUCUUUAACUUCACAGACCAAGACUGCAGUAGGACCUUUCAAUCCUGGUAGAAUGAAUGUGGCAGGAGACGCAUUUCAGAACGGAGAGUCUGCAGCUCAUCACAACCCUGAUUCUUGGAUCUCCCAGUCAGCAUCCUUUCCCCGUAAUCAGAAACAGCCAGGGGUGGAUUCUUUAUCACCAGUGGCCUCGCUUCCUAAACAGAUUUUCCAGCCUUCUGCCCAACAGCAACCCACUAAACCAGUUAAAGUCACUUGUGCAAACUGCAAAAAACCUCUGCAGAAGGGACAGACAGCUUAUCAGCGAAAAGGAUCAGCUCACCUCUUCUGUUCUACCACCUGCCUUUCUUCCUUCUCUCACAAGCCUGCUCCAAAGAAACUUUGUGUUAUGUGUAAAAAAGAUAUAACUACAAUGAAAGGAACCAUUGUUGCUCAAGUGGACUCAAGUGAAUCCUUCCAGGAGUUCUGUAGCACAUCUUGUCUGUCUCUCUAUGAAGACAAACAGAAUCCUACUAAAGGAGCUCUGAAUAAAUCAAGAUGUACAAUUUGUGGUAAACUAACAGAGAUUCGCCAUGAAGUUAGCUUUAAAAACAUGACUCAUAAGCUGUGCAGUGACCAUUGCUUUAACAGAUACAGGAUGGCUAAUGGCCUUAUAAUGAACUGCUGUGAGCAGUGCGGCGAGUACCUGCCCAGCAAAGGAGCUGGGAACAAUGUCCUGGUCGUUGAUGGUCAGCAGAAGAGGUUUUGCUGUCAGAGUUGUGUCAGUGAAUACAAGCAGGUAGGUAGCCAUCCAGGCUUCCUGAAGGAGGUUCGAGAUCACACACCAGACUCUUUCCUCACGCAGCCUGAGAAAUAUGGAAAACUGACCACUUGUACUGGUUGCCGAACACAGUGCAGGUUUUUUGAUAUGACUCAGUGUAUAGGUCCUAAUGGGUAUAUGGAGCCAUAUUGUUCAACUGCUUGCAUGAACAGUCACAAGACAAAAUAUGCAAAAUCACAAAGUUUGGGAAUUAUUUGCCAUUUUUGUAAGCGGAACUCUUUACCUCAGUAUCAAGCCACAAUGCCUGAUGGAAAGUUGUAUAACUUUUGCAAUUCCAGUUGUGUGGCUAAAUUCCAGGCUCUCAGCAUGCAGUCGUCUCCCAACGGCCAGUUUGUAGCACCAAGUGAUAUUCAAUUGAAGUGCAACUAUUGCAAAAACUCUUUCUGUUCAAAGCCAGAAAUCUUGGAAUGGGAGAACAAAGUUCAUCAAUUCUGCAGCAAAACUUGUUCAGAUGACUAUAAGAAGCUGCAUUGCAUAGUUACAUAUUGCGAAUACUGUCAAGAGGAGAAGACUCUUCAUGAAACAGUAAAUUUCUCUGGCGUUAAGAGACCUUUCUGUAGUGAAGGCUGCAAACUGUUGUACAAACAGGACUUUGCAAGGCGUUUAGGACUGAGGUGCGUGACUUGCAAUUACUGCUCUCAGCUGUGUAAGAAGGGGGCGACAAGGGAGCUGGAUGGUGUGGUGAGGGACUUCUGCAGCGAGGAGUGCUGCCGCCGCUUCCAGGACUGGUACUACAAGGCUGCCAGGUGUGACUGCUGUAAGUCUCAAGGAGCCCUUCGGGAGAGGGUGCAGUGGCGUGGCGAGAUGAAGCACUUCUGUGACCAGCACUGCCUGUUACGCUUCUACUGCCAGCAGAGCGAGCCCAACAUGACGACCCAGAGGGGACCUGAGAACUUACACUACGAUCAGGGUUGUCAGACGUCCCGAACCAAAAUGACAGGUUCAGCACCACCCCCUUCUCCAACCCCCAACAAGGAGAUGAAGAACAAGGCAGUUCUGUGCAAACCUUUGACUAUGACCAAGGCGACCUACUGCAAACCCCACAUGCAGAGCAAGUCCUGUCAGACAGAUGGCGACUGGAGGACGGAGUACGUGCCUGUGCCCAUCCCUGUGCCCGUGUACGUCCCAGUGCCCAUGCACAUGUACAGCCAGAGCAUCCCUGUGCCCACCACCGUGCCUGUGCCCGUGCCAGUCCCUGUGUUUCUCCCUGCCCCCCUGGACAGUGGUGAGAAGACUGCUGUGCCCGAAGAGCUGAAAAGCACAGGUUCUUCAGAUGCCCUGGGCACAGAGCUGCUGACCAUGACGGACAUGACUGAGGACGAGGGGAAGGCGGAAGGCGCCGACCUCCACAGUGAGCUCCCCACUGCCCAGGAUGUCAUUAUUGAAACGGACAUAAUUGGUUCUGACCUCUUGAAGAGUGCUGAGCCGGAGACCCAGUCCAGCAUGCCCGAUGUGCCAUAUGAGCCAGACUUGGAUAUUGAAAUAGACUUUCCCAGAGCUGCUGAGGAGCUUGACAUGGAAAAUGAGUUUUUAUUACCACCCGUUUUUGGAGAAGAAUAUGAGGAACAGCCUAGACCUCGAUCUAAAAAAAAGGGCACCAAGAGGAAGGCGGUGUCAGGGUACCAGUCUCACGAUGACAGCUCUGACAAUUCCGAGUGCAGCUUCCCUUUCAAGUACGCGUAUGGGGUCAAUGCUUGGAGACACUGGGUCCGGACGAGGCGGCUCGAGGAAGACCUUCUGGUGUUAGACGGGCUGACACCUCCUAAGUCAGUGAAGUUGAAAGAGGAUCUGCUCUCUCACACCACGGCUGAGCUGGACUACGGCCUGGCCCACUUUGUCAAUGAGAUCCGAAGGCCCAAUGGGGAGAGCUACGCACCCGAUAGCAUCUACUAUCUCUGCCUUGGAAUUCAGGAGUACUUGUGUGGUAGUAAUCGAAAAGACAACAUAUUUAUUGAUCCAGGAUACCAGACAUUUGAGCAAGAAUUGAAUAAGAUACUCCGAAGUUGGCAACCAAGCAUACUUCCAGACGGGUCAAUAUUUUCUCGAGUUGAAGAAGAUUAUCUCUGGAGGAUAAAACAGCUAGGAUCACACUCUCCAGUAGCUCUUCUGAACACCCUGUUCUACUUUAACACUAAGUAUUUUGGCCUGAAAACAGUGGAACAGCACUUACGGCUUUCCUUUGGCACUGUGUUUAGGCACUGGAAAAAAAACCCUUUAACCAUGGAAAAUAAAGCCUGUCUUCGGUACCAAGUGUCUUCCUUGUGCGGAACAGAUAGUGAAGAUAAAAUUACUACUGGAAAAAGAAAACAUGAAGAUGAUGAGCCAGUAUUUGAACAAAUUGAAAAUACAGCCAAUCCUUCUAGAUGUCCUGUGAAAAUGUUUGAAUGCUACUUGUCUAAGAGUCCGCAGAAUCUUAAUCAGAGAAUGGAUGUUUUUUAUUUGCAACCAGAAUGCUCUAGCUCUGCAGACAGCUCUGUCUGGUACACAUCCGCCUCACUGGACCGAAACACCUUGGAAAACAUGCUUGUACGGGUUCUUUUAGUAAAAGAUAUUUAUGAUAAAGACAAUUACGAACUGGAUGAAGACACAGACUAAAAAAAGGAAGGAUUCAGAAGCAGUCAGGAUAACAGCAUUAGGCAGUCAUGCUGCUAGAUCUUCAUUAUGGAAACAUUUCAGGUUUACUCCUCCUGUUCUGGGUUUUGUAGCAGUGCACCCACACCGGGUACUACCAUGUAAAUAAUCUGUGAGUGAAGUUGCCAUUAUUCUAUGUAGUGGUUUUAGGAUACUUACAAAUACAUUCAAAUUCUUUUUUUUUUAUUAUUAUUUAUUUGAUUAGGUAUGUUUGUAACUUUUUACAUUACAAAAUAUGAAUGAGAAUGUGCCAUGUAUAAUUUUUUCUUGUAGUAAGAAACAUCCAUAUUGCACCACUCUGCUGUUGCAAAGCUUCCUGGAAAGGGGGCUCUUCUGCUGGGUUUCUGACCAGAUGGUUGUGUGUGGGGAGCACCUACUAAAAGUUUAGAACUUGCAGUGUCUUUCAGAAUUUUUAAAAUAAACUGUAAACUAAUGGG
This is a messenger RNA of Bubalus bubalis (water buffalo), 4975 nucleotides long. It is a transcript of the gene ZMYM2, whose product is annotated as zinc finger MYM-type containing 2. The coding region runs from base 354 to 4502 and encodes 1382 amino acids. Gene Ontology annotation, molecular function: zinc ion binding. NCBI's taxonomy places the organism in Eukaryota, Metazoa, Chordata, Mammalia, Artiodactyla, Bovidae. The transcript is spliced from 25 exons. The record is from RefSeq and is a predicted model, not a curated record.